Leptomonas pyrrhocoris is the source of this 2181-nucleotide messenger RNA. RefSeq names its product HUS1 protein putative (HUS1). NCBI's taxonomy places the organism in Eukaryota, Euglenozoa, Kinetoplastea, Trypanosomatida, Trypanosomatidae. Gene Ontology annotation, biological process: negative regulation of TORC1 signaling. The record is from RefSeq and is a predicted model, not a curated record. The transcript has a single exon. The coding region runs from base 25 to 2181 and encodes 718 amino acids.
AGCGGCCGAGGCGUCUAAUCCAGAAUGGAUUCUACUUCUACUUCGUCGUCUGCGCUGUCACCUACGCGGUCUGAGACGGCGGUGUCGGAGGCACCGACGUCAACCGACGGUAGUUCCAUGCCGGUUCCACCUGUAGCCGAAAACUUAUCUUGGGCGGCGGCCAUCAAAGAGCAUCACCGACACCUCCAAAGCGCGGUCGCUGGCGCUGGUGCAGCUGCUGCUGCCGUUUCUCCCCCACAACCACACCUGCCACAGCAGCGAAGAGCAACGGAGGGCACGUCAACCGCCGCGUCUCCUCCGUCGCCUUUGCUGCCGUAUGAAAAAGAUCUGCAGAGGUGGAGGGAGGCCCUGGACGGUGUCGAGGCUGCGCAACGACUGUGCGUGUACGCUACGGCGAUGCAUCACCUCGCAACACAUUAUUGGGACCUAAAUACCACCGCGAGCGAUGCUGAAAUGCAGUUGAAGACUUUUUCAGACGCAGUGGCACCCGAGAAUCAACAGAGUAAAGCACGCCGAAGUGUACUCGAUGCAUCUUCGGCCCCGCGAAUCGGAGAGAAGCGACCACGAGAUGCACUGACUGUUCCUAGCGUAAGAACCCCGCUUAGCACACCAAAUGGCACGACAACGGCGGCGGGCGGUGCAGCAAAGGCGCCGCAUCGCUACAGUGACCGAUUGCAGUAUUGCCUGCAAAGCGUCGCGUCCUACUACCUUGGCGAGACGGUCGCGACGACAUCGUCAACGGAGCGCUGCGCAACGGCAGGCUCGAACGAUACGGGUGGACGCAACAGUCUAUCUUCAGCAGAAGCACAAACGGCAGCCGUUCCUGGCCAACACCACCCCCACCCCCAACAAGGCUCUCCGCCGCUUCUUAUCCCUGUAAACGGUACCGUCUAUAUGCACCUGCCUGGCGUAUUUGCGCGAGUGGUAAAGCCACUGCGUCGUGCUUUCUUUGACGUGUACCAGCGAAUGGCAACCGGCGAGGAGGUGGGUGCGCUCGUUGAGGCCUGUAAAGCGGAUGGGGCGGUGCCACACACGAAUACGGCAGCUGCCACACGUGCAGCCGAUUUAUCAGGACUACCCCCUUCCGCAGCGGUGGAUGCGCUUCCGACGUGUGAGAGUGGGGUUGCGCUUGUAGGGAAGCUACUGAGCACUCAUCCUGAGGGGCUACGUGCUCAAGGGGAAUCCACGUGGCGGCGUGGGGCCGGCACAGCGUGGGCGGCAGCGCUGCGUUACACCUUCCCAACGACGUCACACGCGACGGGGAAGCAGGCCCAUCAUUCCGACGCUGCUCCCUCUCUUCCUCCUCCGCUUUACGUCCUGGACGUGGGGGCAUGCUACGGCCCGUUUUAUGGCCAGUGCCUUCCUCGGCCAUCACUCCUGCCUCCCGUCCCUUUACGUGUUACGUCGAUCGAUCUCGCGCCGUAUCUUGAGGAGGAACAUAGUGCGCUAGACAACCUGCGAGAUCCUCCGUCGCCGCGUGUGUGGCAGGGCGACUGGUUGGACAUGAAGUUUUUCUCUCCAGAAGAUGAGGAAUGUUUUUCUUUGGGAAAUGAAGGAAUGAGGCGUGCGGAAGGCGGCCGUGUGCGGUAUCGGGUGCCUUCACAAUCUGACUUACUUGCAGCAAACAGACAGGAAAGCAGAGCCGAGGACAGAGUUGGAACGAAGGAUCGUACGGGGGCGGAUUCCUCAGCAUGCUUGGUGUCUUCCGCAACCUCUUCGCUGGCGGCUGGCCACCCAGAGAACACCGUGCACACUGACCCUCUCUCCGUCGUAUCACUGCAACUCGAAAGCUACGACGCGGUCUUCUUUUGCUUUCUGCUUUCCUACAUGCCUACACCCCGCCUGCGCUUCCUCGCCUGCCUGCACGCCUGUCUAGCACUCAAUGAAGGCGGCCUGUUGGUUAUUGCUAGUACACGGACACAAGGCUCGAGACGGCGAAACUGGGUGCAGGAGUGGACGGCGUGUCUGUCGACGAUUGGACUGCUUCGUGUUCAACAGAGCACGCAGGAAAAGGUUGUGGGAAUGGCUUUUGUGAAGGUGUGUCCAUCGAAGGAAGUACAUGAUCGCUGGAAAACAGCGGAGGGACGAAACAGUUGGAUUCGUGCGAUGAUGACGACAGUGGCUGCGGAAAACGGGUUGCGCAUCACCGCCGACGACGCACAAACUCAAGCAGACGUAUGA